Messenger RNA from Lampris incognitus (smalleye Pacific opah), 1113 nucleotides. Its product is annotated as gastrula zinc finger protein XlCGF8.2DB-like. Gene Ontology annotation, molecular function: RNA polymerase II cis-regulatory region sequence-specific DNA binding; DNA-binding transcription factor activity. The record is from RefSeq and is a predicted model, not a curated record. NCBI's taxonomy places the organism in Eukaryota, Metazoa, Chordata, Actinopteri, Lampriformes, Lampridae. Gene Ontology annotation, biological process: regulation of transcription by RNA polymerase II. The transcript is spliced from 3 exons. The coding region runs from base 1 to 1113 and encodes 370 amino acids.
AUGGGUUCAACUCCGAAAGCAAGGUUGAAACCUUACAAAAAGCCCUACAACAAGUGCAAGAUUUGUGGGAAAGUGCUUUACAAUUUGGAAAUUUUCAAAAUUCACGAGACAUUUCACACAGGGGAAAAGCCUUUCAAAUGCACCACUUGUGGGAGAGAUUUUACCUGUAAGAAUAACAUAGAAAGGCAUACAAGGACUCAUGCAGGGGAGAAGCCAUUCAGAUGCAUCACGUGCGGGAAAUUUUUUACCCAUAAGUCAAAUUUCCUAAGGCACGUAAGGACUCAUACAGGGGAGAAGCCAUUCAGAUGCACCACGUGCGGGAAAAUGUUUACCCAGAAGUCAGAUUUACUAAGGCACGUAAGGACUCAUACAGGGGAGAAGCCAUUCAGAUGCACCACGUGCGGGAAAAUGUUUACCCACAAUUCAAAUUUACAAAUGCACUUAAGGACUCAUGCAGGGGAGAAGCCAUUCAGAUGCACCACGUGCGGGAAAAAUUUUCCCCACAAGUCAAUUUUACAAAUGCACGUAAGGACUCAUACAAGUGAGAAGCCAUUCAGAUGCAUCAUAUGCGGAAAAAUGUUUACCCAGAAGUCAAAUUUUCAAACGCACCUAAGGACUCAUACAGGGGAGAAGCCAUUCAGAUGCACCACGUGCGGGAAAACGUUUACCAACAAGUCAAAUUUACAAAGGCACAUAAGGAUUCAUACAGGGGAGAAGCCAUUCGGGUGCACCACGUGCGGGAAAAUGUUUACCCACAAGUCAAAUUUACAAACGCACGUAAGGACUCAUACAGGGGAGAAGCCGUUCAGAUGCACCACGUGCGGGAAAAUGUUUACCCAGAAGUCAAGUUUACAAAUGCACGAAAGGACUCAUACAGGGGAGAAGGUGAGAUCGGCACUUCCACAGCCAAUAGAGGGUCAGCUGCACGACCUGAAGCCAGGAGAUUGGGUGCUGAUAAAGGACCAAAAGAGAAACAUUGGAGACCCUGGGGGCGGGGUCCCACCAAGUGCUCUUGACCACACCUACAGCAGUGAAGGUGGAGGGAAGAGUCAGCUGGACACACACCAGCCACUGCAAGAAGGUGCCACGGCUGGAGACGGAGGUCCAGGGUGA